CACACUAACUUCACGAACUGCGGGAAAGAAGUGCGAGGCGACCGUCGUCUUUCGUUUGAAGUCUUUCGAGUUCAAAGAGCACGGCCUGUUGUAGCUACAUUUUGAAACUUUUAAACUUGGUUUCGAAAGAAUAUAUUUCUUUCUUUCUGAAAUGGCAACGGGAGCUAACGCGACCCCGCUGGGGAAGCUGCACCCGAGUAUCGGCGCCAAGCGAGGCUUCGAAGCCGGGCCUGGCGCUGGGCUGAUGGCUUCGCCCGGCCUUCCGGUGCCUUUCCCACCGCCUAACUUCCAGCAGCCGCCGCCCCCGGCUCCUUUCUCCCAGUCAUCGCACCAGUUUUCCUCGGCGGUGUCCGGGUUCUCGCAGCAACAGGCGCAGCAGUCGCAGCAAGGAGUCGGGAUGCAGUCUCCGUCAGGUGGAGAUUCUGGGUCAAAGAAAGCUCGGAAGAGGAGCCGCUGGAGCAGCGAGACUCCCGACCAGAAGACCGUGAUCCCGGGAAUGCCCACCAUCAUCCCCCCCGGCCUCACUCGCGAGCAGGAGAGAGCUUACAUAGUCCAACUGCAGAUCGAAGACCUGAGUCGCAAGCUUCGCACUGGAGACCUGGAAAUCCCUGUAAACCCAGAGGAAAGGUCUCCUUCCCCGGAGCCCAUCUACAACAGCGAGGGCAAGAGGCUGAACACCCGGGAGUACCGCACCCGCAAGAAGCUGGAGGAGGAGCGGCACGCCCUCAUCACUGAGAUGGUCCGGCUGAACCCCGAGUUCAAGCCCCCCGCCGAUUACAAGCCUCCGGCCACCAGAGUCAAUGACAAAGUGAUGAUCCCUCAGGACGAGUAUCCAGAGAUCAACUUUGUGGGCUUGCUGAUCGGACCGCGUGGUAACACCCUGAAGAACAUCGAGAAGGAGUGCUGUGCGAAGAUCAUGAUCCGCGGGAAGGGCUCGGUGAAGGAGGGCAAGGUGGGCCGCAAGGACGGCCAGAUGCUGUCGGGGGAGGACGAGCCGCUGCACGCCCUGGUCACCGCCAACACCAUGGAGAACGUCAAGAAGGCUGUGGAGCAGAUCCGGAACAUUCUGAAGCAGGGCAUUGAGACCCCUGAGGACCAGAACGACCUGCGCAAGAUGCAGCUGAGGGAGCUGGCCAGGCUCAACGGCACUCUGCGCGAGGAUGACAACAGGAUUCUCAGGCCCUGGCAGAGUUCAGAACCUCGCAGCAUCACCAACACCACCGUCUGCACCAAGUGUGGAGGCGCGGGGCACAUCUCCUCUGACUGCAAGUUCACCAGUACUUUCACCCCCAGGGCGGGGGAGCCACAGUCAGCACAGGACCGGGCGCGCAUGGAUAAGGAGUACCUGUCCCUCAUGGCAGAGCUGGGGGAAGCCCCUGUCCCGUCCUCCAGCGGUGGCCCCUCCCACAACCCCCCCAGUGGCCCUCGCGGCUCAGGGCAGAGCAGCAGCCAGGCCCCACCGAGCCGCCCCCCCUGGAUGAACUCCGGCCCCUCUGAGAACCGGCACUUUCCCAGCAUGCACGGCGGCCCCAGCAGCCACGGGGGACACCACAGCUUUCCGCCCCCCGUGCCCAACAUGGGGGGGCACCCUAUGCCUCCCAGUCACAACGGGCCCCCUCCCCCCUGGAUGCAGCCCCCGCCGCCCCCGAUGAACCAGGGUCCCGGCCCGCACGGGCCCCCUCCCAUGGGUUUGCUGCCCCCUAUGGGCCUGAUGCCGCCGCCUCCGCCUCCCCCCAACGGCCAGCCGCCGCCUCCUCCGUCUGCUCCCUUGCCUCCAUGGCAACAGCAGGCCCCCCCGCCCCCUCCUGCCAGCAGCAUGGGGACCAGCGCGCCGCUGCCGUGGCAACAGAACACCAUCACCACCUCCAGCCCGGGCUCCGGCACUCUGCCCCCCUGGCAGCAGCAGCAGUCCUCUGCCGGAGCCUCCGCCCAGCCGCCCCCGCCCAUGGGCACCCCGUCCCUGGUGCCCCCUCCCCCGGGAGUCCAGCCUCCUCUGCCGCCCGGCGCCCCUCCCCCGCCCCCACCCCCGCCCCCUGGAUCAGCCGGCAUGAUGUAUGCCCCCCCGCCCCCUCCCCCGCCCAUGGACCCCACUAACUUUGUCACCAUGAUGGGGAUGGGGGUCCCAGGGAUGCCCCCCUUUGGAAUGCCGCCAGCCCCUCCCCCUCCACCUCCGCAGAAUUAAACCCUACCCACCUUCGCAUCCGUGUAAGGCGUACUGUCCUGGCAGCCCCUUAUCACUGUUUUCUACACAUGCACACACAGACACAAGCACAGACACACACACACACAGACACACACACACACACAGA
Messenger RNA from Megalops cyprinoides (Indo-Pacific tarpon), 2309 nucleotides. RefSeq names its product splicing factor 1-like. Bases 152 to 2182 code for a protein of 676 amino acids. NCBI's taxonomy places the organism in Eukaryota, Metazoa, Chordata, Actinopteri, Elopiformes, Megalopidae. Gene Ontology annotation, molecular function: mRNA binding; zinc ion binding. The record is from RefSeq and is a predicted model, not a curated record. Gene Ontology annotation, biological process: regulation of mRNA splicing, via spliceosome. The transcript has 12 exons. Gene Ontology annotation, cellular component: nucleus.